Messenger RNA from Athalia rosae (coleseed sawfly), 3786 nucleotides. Its product is annotated as zinc finger protein 667-like. The transcript is spliced from 10 exons. Gene Ontology annotation, molecular function: zinc ion binding; DNA-binding transcription factor activity, RNA polymerase II-specific; RNA polymerase II transcription regulatory region sequence-specific DNA binding. Gene Ontology annotation, cellular component: nucleus. Bases 1096 to 3591 code for a protein of 831 amino acids. Lineage: Eukaryota; Metazoa; Arthropoda; Insecta; Hymenoptera; Athaliidae. The record is from RefSeq and is a predicted model, not a curated record. Gene Ontology annotation, biological process: regulation of transcription by RNA polymerase II.
GGGGGCUAACGGUAAAAAAUCCCUAGCCAAUUUAAUUUCGUUGAUUAUGAUUAAACUAAUUACCGUCAAACGUUUUAAUUAGACCAUCAUUGACCAACAAACGUUUGCAACUUUUAUUGAAUAACUUCGUCAUAAGUAAGGGCCAAGUAUAGGGAGCUGCUGUGUAGACCUGUUGUUCCAUGGAGCGACCUCUGGGAUCGCGAUUCACGUGUCUAGGGUAGGGAUCCUUUAGUGAGUUUAGGGUUCAGAAGGAGGUAGAAACCGAGAUUUUAGAGACUGCAAUACGGGGCAUUUCUUGAGUGUUCUGCAGGACUAGCGAUUUGUGUCAAAGCUUCAGAUCGCCAUUUAACAAAUCAGUGUCGAGUAUACGGUACGUAUGUACGUACAUACGUACGUAUGUAUGUACGUACUACAUACGUAUGCAUGCAUACAGAAGUGAAUUUAUUUGGCGAUAUGAUCGAAAUAAGUACAAUGACCUGAAUUGUCAGCCUAGCGUAGCCGUACUUCGAUUUAAUUCGAGCUUAUCGCGCUUUAAUGUGGACGGUGGUGAUAACCUACCUUUUUUUGAAGUGAAAGUAAACCGGUUCUCCAACGUUAAGCAGAAACUUUUGAGUGAAAGGACGGCUUCUUUAGGGCUUCCGAUGGUAUCGCAUUAUUAUCUUAGCUUAUUGUUGGUGGUGAAAGUGGAAGUGAAUGAUGAAUUUAACCAAGUGAUGCCAGAUAAAAUAAAAUGUCAAAUUCUCUAAGAUAAUACGAGAGACACGAGAUUCACUAGUCACCAUCUAUAGUGAUUUUGUAAAAUGCAGAUUAGAAAGAUUCUAAUAUUAAAUAUAUUGAUCUUUGAACGUUACAAAAUAUGGUACCUUGUUCCAUUCGCCGUUUAAUCUCAAAUCACUCUGACGAUUUUGAAAAAACGUGAAAUUUAAUAUACGAUGAGUCUCCGCUCUAGCGUUUGAACUUUUUACAGAAUUUCUGUCCUAAUUUUCUCAUAGAAUGAGUAUUUGUAAACAUUAAAUUAAUUAAACGAAUAGUCCAAUUUAUAAUUUACGGUCAAGGGACACCUGUAGAAAUAGAAACAACAUAGAACUCUAAAAAAUGAAUACCGCCGUACAGGAAUGGAAUAAUGCCUGUAGACUUUGUUCUGAAGUAAAAGCAGAGAUGCUAUCAAUAUUUGGAGGCGAAGGUACCCAAAGAAAAGUCACCCUCAAAAUGAGGGCAUGCUUCCCAGUUAUGGUGUACAAAACUGACCCACUGCCUAAACAAAUAUGCCAAUUCUGUGCUGCUAGACUGGACGAUGCUUAUGAGUUCAGAGAACGUUGUCUAAGUGUCUAUAAAAAUAUGCAUCUACAACUUAUUGGUUUGAAAGAAUCUGAAACUGUUCAAAUAUUUUUGGAUGCAAUGAAGAAUUCUCCAGAUCCUUGUCAGGCACAGCUUUGUAAAGAAAAAGCAAGAGCUCCACCUCCACUGGUACCCUUAUCGGCUUCAUUAUCAGCUGAAAAAUUGCCCGGUCUAACAUCUGUGGCCAAAAAACAAGAACCAAAUGUUAGUUAUGGGUCUUUGAUUGAACUUCCAUGCGAAGUACAGAUUAAAGAAGAGCCAAUGGAUUUAGCUGAUGUAGGUGGGUCCCAUUUAGAUUCAAAGAAUAUAAUACCGGACGAACAUUUAGACCCUAUACGAUGUGAGGGUACGGAAAUCUCCCAAAAAACGGAUAAAAAGUCAACAGGAAGAGUUAAAACAGAAAGGAGAAAUCUAUUUACCAAUGAAUCCAGACUUUCAAAUACCACAAAAUCUGGUAAUGGAAGUACCAGUAUUUUGGAACAAGUUCUAACUGGAAACUUGACUGUAAAUGAUCGAGAGAACAAACCAAAAUUUAAACUAAGUUCUAAAUGGUGGUGCGCCCCAUGCAACCGAUAUUAUAGAACAAAGGCGAGCUUACGCAAACACAUACGACUCUUCUGUCCAUGUAAAUAUAAGUGUAAAAAAUGUUCAGAAGUAUUUCAAUCGGUCGAGGAGCUUGCAAGACAUGAAGGAUCUCAUCAUUUAAAAGUAAUGUUAAAUUUUCACGAAUCUGUCAACAAAUGUGAUCAGUGUGAUCGAGAAUUUGUGAGCUGGGAAAUACUCGGACAUCACAAACAGAAAGAUCACCAGCCAAUCCCUGUGACUGAAGCUCAAACUGAGACUAACACAUGGCAUUCAUCCUGUAAUCGGACUUUUCCAACUCUUGAAUCGUUCCAAAGUCAUCGGCAGCCACAUCAACCAGAUAUGAUGCCACCACUGCCUGCAACUUCUGCCCAAUUCGAAACACUGUUUGACAAGAAUCCUUUCAUGGAUAACAUUAAAUCCUUGACAUGUCCUACCUGUGGAAAGGUGUGUACACAACAGAGUGCAUUAUCAAAUCAUAUGCGAACUCACGAACCGAAAAAACAUAAAUGUGAAAUCUGUGGACGCUCGUUUGGGUUGUUCAUUCGUUUAGCAGCACAUAGGCUCAGCGAACAUAAUCAGCAACCCAUAAUGUCGCCUAUUAUGGCCAGUGUUGAACAAGAAGAAGCAUUGAAUGCUGAAAGAGAGGCUCGGGAAGCCAGAGAAGUUGGUGAAACAGCUGGUGGCUUAGAAAACUACUCGAAGGAGUCUGAUGAUGAAGGAUUAUAUAUGGAUGACUUAGCUCAUGCGAGUAUGAUGUCCGGUAAACACUCAAAUGUUGGUAGAUCAAAAAACGUGGCACGUUGUGGAAUUUGCUUGCAGUGGUUCAAUGAUCAUACUACUAUGCUGACCCAUUUGCAAACUCACUCUGAAAGCUAUGUCUCUAAGAACUUUAGCUGCCGCAUCUGCAAGAAAAUGUUUAAAGAAAAAUGGCAAUUUCAACGUCACGAGGCUUCCCAUAAACGUGCGAAUAAAAUAACUUUGUACACGUGUUCAACCUGUAAAAAAACCUUCAAAGAUAAAGCACUGCACAAGGCACAUGAAGUAACGCACGUUGUGGAUAAAACGUAUCACUGCCCAAGGUGUAACAAAAUAUUUUUCAAAGAAGUCUCCCUCGUGACGCAUCAGUGUGUUUCGGGUAAACCAACAUUUGGAAAACGCGGUUCAAAUUCCAAGACUGCCUCCAAGGGUACUCUUAACUUCGGCGCUUUCAAGAAGUACAAGUGUUCCAAGUGUAAUGCAACCUUCAACAAUUCUCAAUCUAGAAAUUCUCACAUGAGGGUACAUACGCAAGCACACGCAAUGCUCCAGAUGCGGAAGAAGGAAUUGAAAAGAGAGCUAGAAAUGAAUAAAGCAGUGCCAAAUUUGAAAUCAGAAGAAGAGUCACCAGGUACAUCACUACCGGCAGUCAUGGAACCUCUUGUAGAAGUCAAUGUCGAAGAUUCUCCAGUGUUACCUGCCAUGAAGCGGACUCUGAUAACAACUGGCGGCGGUUACCGCUGUGGUGUUUGCCAAUCCCCGUUCGUUCUGCGAGAACUGGCGGUAGCACAUCUGAGAUCGGCUCACCCAGCGGCGACGUUUCAUUGUCAACAUUGCAAAAAACAGUUUUCAACACGUUACACAUUAGCACGUCACGUCGAGACGGUCCAUCCAAACGAAUCGGAAAAGUAAUCGCUGUAGUGUGAUAUGUAGAUAUGUAUUACAUAUUUAUGAACAUAUUUACUGGAUUAGUGGAGUCUGCAAUAAUACGUUGCCAAGCGGUUGGGAGCCACUCUUCUUUAUACAUUGAAUCUUCUUUCACAUCAGAUGAUAAAUAAAUGUUGAAAAGAAAUAUAUGAUUAGUGCAAAAAAAUACACGAGUAUUUU